AUUAUACCUAAAAAAUGACUUCAAGAGCAGAACCCGCCUCCUUCAGUAUCCCUAAAAGCCAGAUUAAGGAACUAGUUCAGCAGUACUGUGAUAGGAGGAAUAGUGAAGAAGUCUGGUGGUUUUUGAAUGUUUUUGGGAGUACUGAAGAGAUGUUGAGGGGGUAUAAGACGAGUGCGGAGAAUGGGAUUUGUGAUCAAGAUGGGUUUGUGGCGAGGGAGAGAUAUUUUGGGAAAUAAUGUGAUUGAAAGUUUUGACCAGAAAGGGUUUGUGAGGUCUUUGUGAGAGAAUAUGAAUGAUAAUGUCAUUAAACUUAUGGUUUUCUUCUCGGUAUUUUUAGUGAUUGCUUCGCUUUUUGAGACUUUAGGUGCUACUUCAGGUCAUGAAAUUUGUGAGAACUGUAGUGAGACUAAGAGCCUUCUAAAUGCCUCACUGUAUCUAAUAUUGCUGUUUGGAAUAAAUAUUUUUUACACAAUCAAAGAUUUAAAGCUAUGGAAGGCCCUACUAAGGUAUCAAUAUCUUCCAAAAGGAAAAACGCAAUACGAAGUUGUCAGAAAUUCUCAAAAAAUGCUUGUAAAGGUGCAAGAUCUCAAAGCUGGAGAUAUCGUUACUAUUGAAGGAGGGUCCAGAAUUCCUUGAGAUGCAGUGUUAAUUCAAGGAGAUAAUGUUAAAGUUGAAGAAUCAACGAUGACAGGAGAAUCAGAAAGUGUCAGAAAAGAAACUCUAGAAGAAUGAAUUGAAUUUUUACAGAAUAAUAGAAGGAUGGCAGCAUACUCUAGUAGUUAUGAUAACCCAUCUCCUAUUCUUAUUAGUGAGACUACUGUGACUGAAGGGAAUGGACUAAUUUUAUUAUAAUAGCUGUAGGAGAUGAAAAUCAAUACUCAAGACUCUGAAGAUUUUUAACUCUUUAUCAUCCCCCAACUCCUAUUGAAAAAGAGAUAGAAAGAAUAAUAACUAAAUUUUGGAACUUUUGUUGCAUUUUUAUAUUUUUACUAGCUAUUAUUAUUUUGAUGAUUGGAGCUAUCUUCCAUUGGUCAAAUUUUGUGAUAAAAAGAAAUUUCAUUCGAAUUAUGGAGUCCUUGUUGAACCUGAUCAUUCUAAUUCUGACAUUUUUGUAUAUAUCAGCAUGGGGCGAAGUGGGUCAGACCUAUCUAAGCAUGAUUGUAGAAGCUUUAGCUCCACUCCUAGAAAAUAAUAUUCAGGUUGAUAACCAGACUUUUGUUGAGAAAUUUGGAGAAAUAGAUGUGGUAUUAACCAGAACUUCUGGAGUUCUUGAUGAAGGAAAAUUUUCAGUUUCCAAUAUUUACUGAAAUAAAGAUUUCCAAUGAAGAAGCAAGCAUCCAUUAACUCCUUUUAACUUAAUCUUCCCAAAUGAAAAAGUUUUAGAGAAAUUCUUGCAAGACCUCACAUGAAAUACGUAUGGAAAGAUCUAUAGGUCAACUAAAACAACGGAUGCUUUUUCAGAAUUCCUCCAGAAAUAUGAUAUCAGACAAGAAGAGUACCAAACGAAACACCUUGGUGAAGGCCAUCAAGUAUUUCCUUUCAGUGGAGCUAGGAAGAGGGUCUCAACUAUUCUCACAAACAUUGAUGACAAUAUCUAUGGGUAUGAUAAAAGAGUCUUCAGUAAAGGACCUAUUGAGAGCAUCCUUCAAAGCUGUGACUCAUAUAUUGAUUCAGAAGGAAAUUCUCAAGAUCUUACAGAUGAAAAUAGAGAUGAGAUUGCUAAGGAGUCCACAAAAUACUCUGAUAAGGGUCUAAGAAUUCUUGGAGUCGCUUUCCAAGAUCUUAAGGAGAACCAAGGAGGACCAGAUCAUUCUGAAAAAGGAAAAUAUGAAACAUUUUAUGAAAUUGAAGCCUCUGGUCUGACUUUUCUUUGAAUUAUCGCUAUGGAAGAAUCUGUAAAGGAAGGAAUCUCCGACACUAUUGAGGAAUUUGAAGAUAGCUUAGUGAGUGUAAAGAUCCUUGACACUAGAUAUCGCAUAUCGACUCAUUAUUUUGAAGAGGGGUUAGGAAUCUUAUCUCCUGGAACUCACAAUGAAUUGGUGCAUAAUUGUUAUGAAAUUCAAGAGAAGAGCGAUGAUGAACUUAAAGAGAUAUUAAGAUUCACAAAAAUAUUUUCAGCAGUAAGGCCUGGCUCUGAUCACUUCCUGAUUAAAAAGUAUCAAGAAUUUGGGCAAAAAGUAGCUUUUGUCUCUGGUGGCUCGUGUUGAGAUAUAGUACCGUUGAAAGCUUCUGACUGAGGAAUUUGUUGUGGCAAAUCUGGCUCUAUUUCUUCAACUUUGACUUCAGAUAUCAUUCUAACUGAAGAUAACUUUAAUGCUUUACCAAUUCUUUAUCGUUGCAGAAAUAAUUUGAUCAAGAACAUCGCUCAGCAUAUUGAAUGUCUUUUUACUUGUGUUGGAUCUUGAUUAUCAGUCAAUAUGUUACUUAGCUUUUGAGAUAUUGAUUCAAGAGGAUUACUAUUUGGGAAGUAUGUCUUCAGUCCUUUCCAGGUGCUAGUUGUAUUUUCUGUAAUAUUCUAUCUUUCUGGUCACAGUAUGAAAAGCAUAAUUCAGACUGAGCAAGAGUAUGGAGCAGGCAAGCAAUAUUUUGGAAUGCAUUCAAUAAACUGGAUGAGGGGUUUAAUUAUCAUUAUUUUUCAUACUAUGGUUAUUUGAAUGUUCCUAUUUGUUAAAAAUUCAAUGCCUUUUGAUGAUCUAAAUGAGUCAGACACUGAUUUCAGAAUUCAAGGUCUGAUCUUUACAAUUUUCUUCCUUCUGCAGAUGACAAGCAUCAUUAUUCUUAAAACUAGUGAGUCAUCGCACCCUUUUCUGAGGACAAUUCUAGAACCCAAAUACUUCCUAUUGAAAUGGUGAGCAAUAUCAAUAUUUUUGAUAAUCUGUGUGUUUUUGUUAUUGUUUUUCUAA
Moneuplotes crassus is the source of this 2903-nucleotide messenger RNA. NCBI's taxonomy places the organism in Eukaryota, Ciliophora, Spirotrichea, Euplotida, Euplotidae. The record is from the annotation of a GenBank genome assembly.